Molecule: messenger RNA, 760 nt
Organism: Cantharellus anzutake
Lineage: Eukaryota; Fungi; Basidiomycota; Agaricomycetes; Cantharellales; Hydnaceae
Exons: 6
Coding region: 194-760 (188 amino acids)
Source: RefSeq, a predicted model, not a curated record
GUUAUAGACGUUUGGGAACCGCUCAAGGUACGCCUGGAGUCAUAUCUACCUUGCAAGAGUGCCAGAUUCUUGAUCUGGGGGGCGCCGAAUGGAUCUUGUGGUGUUCCAUAUAGCCGAUGGAGAGGCGUUCAAGCCCAGAUGGAUUUCAUCGUACUCUCCAUAUGUCUAAUGGAGGCUAGUUAGAACCUAGGACAUGCCCCCCUUGAAGGCACCAAGGCGGUUUAUGGCGCAUUUUUGUCGUUGUCCCUUUUCGCGGUGGCAAAUCACAUUAACCUUCUGCGGCCGACGCUCAUUUGACUCAUUCUUAUAUGACCCACUCGAUCAGAUGCCGAAAUCGACAAGUCAUUACAAGCAUAAGAAGGGUAGAAACGCUGGCAAUCCGAUGGUGUUGAAAGGGUCAAAGAAAAAGCCGAUGAAUACCAACCCUCAUGCGCCCAAGAGACCCUUGUCUGCUUUCAUGUUUUUUUGUGAGGAGUGGGAAAAACUUAUAAAGGAAGAGAAUCCCGACGCGUCAUCUCGUCAGUCCGAGCGCAUCCGCAAAUUCGGACUUGUUUGUUACUCACUUGAGCAUGGAAAGUUGAUCGGUGCAAGAUGGAAGGCAUUAGGGGACUUGGAUCGGGAGUACUAUCUUAAGCAAGCGGCAGCAGAUAAAGAACGUUACGACAUUGAACUGAGCUUACUUGUCGAUCCCCAGGAUCAUUCGGGAGAUGAAGAUGCAUCACAACCACGUCCUGUCAAGUCCGGCCAUCGCGAGAAAUGA